Messenger RNA from Acipenser ruthenus (sterlet), 3174 nucleotides. Its product is annotated as G protein pathway suppressor 2. Gene Ontology annotation, cellular component: transcription regulator complex. Gene Ontology annotation, molecular function: transcription coregulator activity. The transcript is spliced from 12 exons. The record is from RefSeq and is a predicted model, not a curated record. Lineage: Eukaryota; Metazoa; Chordata; Actinopteri; Acipenseriformes; Acipenseridae. Gene Ontology annotation, biological process: regulation of transcription by RNA polymerase II. The coding region runs from base 299 to 1396 and encodes 365 amino acids.
UCCGGUACAGGUCAUGUCGCCGGAAAUACGACGCAGUUGUGCUCUGAGAAUUGUUUCCCGGAGAUGGCGGGCGACGUCUGAAAGUAAAUAUUAAGAUAAAAAAAAACAUAAAAAAACAACCCGAGAAAACCCGAGGAAUUAGAGACGAGGCCUGGGAAAAUCUGCGAAAGCUCCAAACACCGGGCUUGAGUCGAACUGGAAUCCAGGUAGUGACGAUAAAAGAGCGGCUAAAGAAAUCAAAACAAAACAGAGGGCUCGGUGGAGCGCAGUUCUGAGGUGAACUUCGCCCACAGACGCCAUGCCAGCCCUACUGGAACGCCCCAAGCUGUCCAACGCCAUGGCGCGGGCACUGCACCGGCACAUCAUGAGAGAGCGAGAACGCAAGAGGCAAGAGGAAGAGGAGGUGGAUAAGAUAAUGGAGCAGAAGAUGAAGGAGGAGGAGGAGAGGAAGAGGAAGAAGGAGAUCGAGGAGAGGAUGUCUCUGGAAGAGACCAAGGAGCAGAUCAUGAAGAUGGGGGAGAAGCUGCAGCUCCUGCAGGAGGAGAAGCACCAGCUGUUCCUGCAGCUCAAGAAGGUCCUGCACGAGGAGGAGAAGAGGAGACGCAAAGAGCAGAGUGAUAUGACCACUCUGACUUCACAAACCUACCAGCAGGGAAUGCCCCUUCAUUCCAGCCCGCACCACCUGAUCAUGCAGGGGAGUCCAGUGAAUCACAAUCGGUCCAGCGCUCUCCUCAGUGAACGCAGUAAGCAGCUCUUCCAGGCCCCAGUCAUUUCGGGGCGUCACUACCAGAGCCAGCCAGGCUUCAGUGGCGGAACCGCGGAACACGGGCAGUACCAGAGCAGCCAAUCAGCACACGGCACCUACAGCGUGAGCCAAUCACAGCACGCCUCUCAAUACGCCCCCGGGCAGCCUGUGCCAGUGAGCUAUGCAGGGAGCCCCCAGCUUAGAGGCUGUGUAUCGCUUGCAGGUGCCUCUGCGUUCCAGACCAUGCAGUACCUCCCUCACCAGCAGGGCGGCUACGCCAUGCACAGCCACUUCACGCCCCAGCAAGCAGGUUUUAUUCAGACUACAGGGAUCCCCCUACAGAAGCAGUUGGAACAUGCCAACCAGCAGUCUGGCUUCACUGACUCGAGCACACUGAGACCCAUGCACCCCCAGGCUCUGCACCCCACCGCUGGGCUGCUGCCCACCCCCCCCAUCACCGUGCAGAUCCCCCCCGCCAAGUCUGGCUUGCCGUACGCCCACCCCCCUCGCCCCGCCUCUCCAGGGAGUUUCACCCACGGGACCCCGCCUCAGCCCACACACUCUGUGACUUUCCAGAGCUCCCCACAGCCCGCCCCUCGCCACGCCUACAUCUCUCACAGCCAACCGGGACAGCGCUUCUACCACAAGUAACCGUGGCAACAGAGAGAGAGGGGGAGGGGGGCGUGUCCUAACCACCCUGGGCUUGUUAAAAUCCUCUGCUGUCCUGUUUUGUUUUUCUAAGAAGAUCUGUGGAUUUCAUUUCCGUGGCUUUUUACAUUUUUUUUUUUUUCAGCGCUGAAAGUGCUCCCUGUUUCCAAGCGAACUCAGUUCUGUGGGUCUCUAGGGUGAGAUUUUUCUCUUUCGGUUCUGUGCGAUCUGGUUCCCUAAAGCCUGUGUUCCAACAGGCAGCUUUUUUCUGUUAACUUUUCACGAAACUCUCUGUAGGGAAGAUGUUUUCUGCCAGCAGUUUUUCACCAGCUUAGCUCGGUGGAAAAAUACUGAAGAAUGGAUUUCACAAUUUCUGUGACGUUCUCUGUAUAAUAACUGUAAGAGAAAAUUGACGGGUUUUGAAUGAGGCAACGCUAUUCUUUUUUCUGGUUGAACAAAUGUGUUUAUAAUCGUGAAAUAUCUGUUUUUAGACCCUGAAAAAAUGUAACCCUGUCCGUGCCUGUUAAAUACUCAAUAGUGCUGAAUUUAGUAAACUAAAAGAAACUUAAUAAACUCACUGGCAAACGUUUCCACGAGAAGCCCAUGUCAAAUUCCACGCCAGACGCUUCGAAAGAAGACAUUGGAAAAGACUUCUAGUCGCAAACGUUUGUCAUGAAAUUAAGUUUCUUUUAAUGUAUCAAGAAUUUCAGCUACAAAGGAAAUGAUUCACGGACCCGAGUCACUCGCACUGCCUUUUCAUCAAGAGAACCCAGCGUGGCUCGUUUUGGAGAUUUGAAUUGAACUCUGUAGACAAUACAAUACAAUGGCUUUGUCUCUGGAUGCAUUAAACUGUAGAAAAUCACAUUAAAAGGAUACACAAAUCCAGACUGAUUGCUUUUUCGGUACAGUGUUUUUUGAAAUAGGCCACUAAUGAUGACAUUGUAGCAGUGAAGGUGUCCAAAUAAUAAGAGAGAUCAUUAUUAACUGGGUUUGCGUCACUGCACCAGAAUUAAGUAGCUCAGUGGUUCAAGAAAGAGCUGGGCUGCAGUGUGGAAGGCAGCGGGUUUGAGUAGCUCUGGUUAGAGAAAGAAAGAAAGCGCUGGGCUGCAGCGUGGAAGGCAGUGGGUUUGAGUAGCUCAGUGGUUAGUGACAGCACUGGGCUGCAGCGGGUUUUGAGUAGCUCAGUGGUUAGUGACAGCGCUGGGCUGCAGCGGGUUUGAGUAGCUCCGUGGUUAGUGACAGCGCUGGGCUGCACUGGGUUUGAGUAGCUCAGUGGUUAGUGACAGCGCUGGGCUGCAGUGGGUUUGAGUAGCUCAGUGGUUAGUGACAGCGCUGGGCUGCAGCGGGUUUGAGUAGCUCAGUGGUUAGUGACAGCGCUGGGCUGCAGCGGGUUUGAGUAGCUCAGUGGUUAGUGACAGCGCUGGGCUGCAGUGGGUUUGAGUAGCUCAGUGGUUAGUGACAGCGCUGGGCUGCAGCGGGUUUGAGUAGCUCAGUGGUUAGUGACAGCGCUGGGCUGCACUGGGUUUGAGUAGCUCAGUGUUUGGACAGAAAGAAAACUGAUCUACAGCAUUACAGAAGAUUGCUACUGUCAUUGUAAACUAAGGCCACAUAAUUGUGUACAUUUACUGCUUUGAUGUUCUCUGUACGUGUGUGUUUUUUUCUUCCUUUUAAAUCUCUUUUUGUACCUCGCAAUGCCUUUGUCUAAUAGCUUUGCAAUGAUAAUAAUGUCUAGCAUUUAUAUUUUUGUGGUCAACGAAUAAAAAACAAGUGCUUUUUUUUUU